Vigna unguiculata (cowpea) is the source of this 1847-nucleotide messenger RNA. Its product is annotated as calmodulin-binding receptor-like cytoplasmic kinase 2. The record is from RefSeq and is a predicted model, not a curated record. Gene Ontology annotation, biological process: protein phosphorylation. Lineage: Eukaryota; Viridiplantae; Streptophyta; Magnoliopsida; Fabales; Fabaceae. Gene Ontology annotation, molecular function: ATP binding; protein kinase activity.
GGUAGGACUUUUAGUUAUAAAAUAAUAACUUCAACUUGCAGGAAGCAAAUUCACAUUGGAAGAACAAAACGCAUGAAAUGGAAGCCUUUGAGAUCAUCUUUCUUUUGAUAUUUGGUGGUUACAAGAGAUGAUAUGCAAUAGCAUUAGCUUAUGCAAAUGAAGAAAACACCAGUUCACAGUUUGCAUCAAUCUAAUCAAGGAAAAAGGAACGUUGGUGUCCAAGAUAGAGGUGCAGGCAAUGGCACCCACAAGCGCAGUGUUGAGAACCAUUCUGUUCUGACAUAUUUCAAUUCUGUGAAGAAUUUUUUUUCAUUUUUUCUAUCUGGGAAAAGAAAAUUUGCCUCAGAAUCCCCUCAGAGUGAAGAUGGAAAGACCACACACAAGGUCGGAGGGGUAUCGUCUUCAGCAGAUGUAUCGUCUGAUAGUUCUAGGAGUUCAUCAAAAUAUGUAUUCUCUCAAUCCUCUACAUCAUCUGGCACUUCAAGUAGCCACCUUGGAGUUGGGAACUUCACCUUUGAGGAAAUUUACAAGGCAACAGCAAAAUUCUCUCCAGACAAUAAGAUUGGGGAAGGUGCGUUUGGAACAGUGUAUAAGGGAAGGCUUUAUGAUGGAUCCCUCGUUGCUGUGAAGCGUGCCAAGAAGGAUUUACAGAACAAGAACUUAGCUGAGUUCAAGAAUGAAAUAAACACCUUGUCAAAAAUUGAGCACAGGAACCUUGUAAGGUGGCGUGGGUAUUUGGAGCAUGGAGAUGAAAAGAUUCUUGUUGUUGAAUAUGUUAGUAAUGGAACUCUUCGAGAACAUUUAGAUGGUGUUCGGGGAAAUGGACUAGAAAUUGGUGAGCGUCUGGACAUAGCCAUUGAUGUAGCUCAUGGAAUUACUUACCUUCACAUGUACACAGAUCAUCCAAUUAUUCAUAGGGAUAUCAAAGCAUCAAAUAUCUUGAUCACUGAUAAACUAAGGGCCAAAGUAGCAGACUUUGGUUUUGCUCGGUUGGGUUCAGAAGACCCUGCUGCAACCCAUAUUUCAACUCAAAUCAAAGGAACAGCUGGGUACAUAGAUCCUGAUUACAUGCGAACGCACCAUCUAUCUGAAAAAAGUGAUGUCUAUUCCUUUGGUGUGUUGCUUGUUGAAUUGAUCACAGGACGACAUGCAGUUGAACCAAAGAGACCUCUCAGUGAGAGAGUUACGAUAAAAUGGGCAAUGCAGUUGUUGAAACAAGGAGAAAUAGUGAUUGCCAUGGAUCCAAGACUAAAGAGAAAUCCAGUAUCAAACAAAGCAGUGCAAAAGGUUCUGAAGCUAGCUUUCCAGUGCCUUGCACCGGUGAGGCGAUCACGGCCAUCUAUGCAGAGUUGUGCAGAGGUUCUGUGGGAAAUCCGCAAAGACUAUACAGAUAGAUCAUCUUCUCAUACUCAUAAUGGUUCUCACCAUUCUGCAAAUUUCCCUCAAAGAGAUGGCAGAAAGAACAGGCAUAAGACAUAUGGUAUUGAAGAUGGUAAAGGCUAUAAAUUUGUAUCUGCAUAACCAAUUUCACAUUGGAAGUUUGUUCAUUGAUUGUUCAAAUAGUGAACACUUGUCCACUACAGCUCUUGUUUGUAUAAUGUUCCUUACUUGAAGCUGUUAGUUUCACAAGGUUUUCCCUCUUCCAUUUUGAAAUUCUCAAGGUUUUAGAUUGUUGAGACUGGAAGGUAUGAUCUGUUUGUAACCCAAAUGGGUAAGAUUGCCAAGUUAAGGGACACUCAUCAGCUUGAAUUUCAGGAUAUGCUAGCUUUUGUAAAGUCUUUUGUUGUAAACAAUAAACAGUGAAUUAUUUUUUUUUAUAGAAGUAAGAAUCUAUUAUUUGACUUUAA